This is a messenger RNA of Alligator mississippiensis (American alligator), 1296 nucleotides long. It is a transcript of the gene AK6, whose product is annotated as adenylate kinase 6. The record is from RefSeq and is a predicted model, not a curated record. Gene Ontology annotation, molecular function: ATP hydrolysis activity; AMP kinase activity; ATP binding. Gene Ontology annotation, cellular component: cytoplasm; nucleus. The coding region runs from base 83 to 598 and encodes 171 amino acids. The transcript has 5 exons. Lineage: Eukaryota; Metazoa; Chordata; Crocodylia; Alligatoridae.
UGACGUCUGUCGCGUGCGCCGCAAGGUGGUGGAAGCCCUCGUGCACGUGUUGCUACGGUGACGGCGCUCCCCUCGCGGCGGCAUGAAGCGGCCAAACAUCCUGCUGACAGGUACACCUGGUGUAGGAAAAACCACACUGGGCAAGGAGCUUGCUGCAAGAGCAGGGCUGACGUACAUCAACGUGGGGGACCUGGCAAAAGAAGGGGAAUUAUAUGAAGGUUUUGAUGAGGAAUAUGAAUGUCCAAUUCUGGAUGAAGACCGGGUAAUUGACGAGCUGGAAGACAAAAUGAGUGAAGGUGGAAUUAUUGUUGAUUAUCAUGGCUGUGACUUCUUCCCAGAACGGUGGUUUCAUAUAGUAUUUGUACUUCGUACUGAAAAUUCAUUUCUAUAUGACAGGCUUGAAAGCAGGGGGUACAAAGGGAAAAAACUACAAGACAACAUUCAAUGUGAAAUUUUUCAGACGAUUUAUGAAGAAGCCAUGUUAUCUUACAAAGAAGAGAUUGUACACCAGUUGCCCAGCAAUACACCAGAGGACCUAGAGCGGAAUUUAGAUCAAAUUACACAGUGGAUCGAGCAGUGGAUGAAAGACAACAACUAAAACUUGAGGAGAAAAUAACUUAAGAUAUUUCCUGGAUCUUCUGCCCAUUCAAUAAAUGACAUUCAUAAUUCUUGCUUAGUAAAUUAACUUUUCCAUUUAUAUUUUAGUCUAUAUAAGGUGGAAGCUAGAAGAAAACAUCUACCCAUCAUACCAGUGAGGCUGUAGAAGAGCUUCCCAGGAGGAAUAUUGGGAGGAAAAAAAAAAAAAAAGAAUUGGCUUACAGUGAAGCUGGCUAGUUUAUAAAAAAAGGAUUAUAUAAUAUGGUAGUUUGCAAUAGGAAGGGGCAUGAGGUCCCUUCCAGCUGGUCUCUUCCAGCCCUAUAUUUCUGAGGAGUAACCAAAAAAUAGUGUUAUUUUUCUCUUUGAGAAAAUGUAAGAAUCUGAAGACUGAUCGUAGUGAGGAAAUGUCAGUUGCUAAAAGAUGAAUUAACAUACUGAGAGGGGUGCAGUAUAUUGUAGAGGAUGUCAAGAGCACAAAUUGACUAUUUAAAAGAAGAAAGCUUAGUAUGUUAAUGAAGUGAAGCUCUUAUAUUUUAAAGAAUGUUUAUGGUGGAGGUAAAGUGAUAUGCUGAUUUUACAAGCAGUUUUUAAUUGCUUAGGUAUUUAAAAGCUUCAGAAACUUUGAGAUGGGGGAAUAUAUCUUUAAGCAUUUCUUGUAUUUUACAGUAAAAUAAUAAAAGAUCUCCCUUUUGACAGUAA